Messenger RNA from Pseudonaja textilis, 1078 nucleotides. It is a transcript of the gene NUBP1, whose product is annotated as NUBP iron-sulfur cluster assembly factor 1, cytosolic. Gene Ontology annotation, biological process: iron-sulfur cluster assembly. Gene Ontology annotation, molecular function: ATP binding; ATP-dependent FeS chaperone activity; 4 iron, 4 sulfur cluster binding. The record is from RefSeq and is a predicted model, not a curated record. Gene Ontology annotation, cellular component: cytosol. Lineage: Eukaryota; Metazoa; Chordata; Lepidosauria; Squamata; Elapidae.
AGUGCACUUCUCUUCCGGAAGUGGCGCCGCUAUGGCGGAGGGGAGCGGGCCUUCCCUCGACGGACGGCCUCACGACUGUCCGGGCACUGACAGCAAUGAAGCAGGCAAGGCUGAUGCUUGCCAAGGAUGCCCCAACCAGGGCUUGUGUUCCUUGGGACAACUUGCUGGCCCUGACCCAGCUAUUGAGGAAAUCAAGGAAAAGAUGAAAACUGUCAAGCACAAGCUGCUGGUGUUGUCUGGGAAAGGAGGUGUGGGUAAGAGCACAUUCACUGCUCUCUUGGCCCACGGAUUAGCAGAGGAUGAAACGACGCAGGUUGCCGUGCUGGACAUUGACAUUUGUGGACCAUCCAUCCCCAAAAUCAUGGGCCUUGAGGGAGAACAGGUUCAUCAAAGUGGGUCUGGCUGGUCUCCAGUGUACGUUGAAGAAAACCUGGGUGUGAUGUCAGUGGGGUUUCUGCUGAGCAGCCCUGAUGAUGCCGUUAUUUGGAGAGGACCGAAAAAAAACGGGAUGAUUAAGCAAUUUCUUCGGGAUGUGGACUGGGGUGAAAUUGACUACCUGAUUGUAGAUACCCCUCCAGGAACAUCAGAUGAACAUAUAUCCAUAGUCCAGUUUCUCAGCAGUGCCAGAGUUGAUGGGGCAGUGAUCGUCACCACCCCACAGGAAGUGGCACUUCAGGACGUUCGGAAAGAGAUCAGCUUCUGCCGUAAGGUGAAGCUACCUGUCAUUGGAGUGGUGGAAAAUAUGAGCGGCUUCGUAUGCCCCAAAUGUAAGAAAGAGUCCCAAAUAUUUCCUCUCACCACGGGGGGCGCAGAGAUGAUGUGCCGCACCUUAAACGUGCCUCUCCUGGGAAAAAUGCCCCUCGACCCUCAAAUAGGAAAAAGUUGUGACCGAGGCCGCUCUUUCUUAGCUGAAGCACCGCAUUCUCCAGCCACCCUGUCUUGCAGGAACAUUAUCCAAAGAAUCCAGGAUUCUUGCAACCGGAACUCCCCACAGGAAGAAAACAUGAUCUGAGCAGCAGAUAAACGUGGAUCCUUUGUGCACAAUCAUGUAUGUGCAAAUAAAUACCUUGGAAUAAUA